Messenger RNA from Capsicum annuum, 2030 nucleotides. RefSeq names its product monothiol glutaredoxin-S17. The transcript has 3 exons. The coding region runs from base 315 to 1784 and encodes 489 amino acids. NCBI's taxonomy places the organism in Eukaryota, Viridiplantae, Streptophyta, Magnoliopsida, Solanales, Solanaceae. The record is from RefSeq and is a predicted model, not a curated record.
AUAAUAAUAAUACUCCCCCUGUCUAAUGGAGAAUGACCUACUUUCCUUUUUAAUCAGUUUCAACAAGAAUAAUUUUUUUUUUGUAAUACAUUAAUUUCAAUUUUUUACUUUAGGAUAAAACUAAAAGAUAUUUUAAUAUAUUUGAUACAAUUUUAAUUUAAGAUUACACGAUUCAAAAGUGAUUUUAUUUUUUUUAAAUUUGUGAUAAGUUAUUUUUUUAAAACGGGAAGUAAUAGAAUCGGUGUACUAGGUUAGUAUAAAAGAGAAGAAAACUCAAUUUGCGUGGAGAUUAGAGAAAUCGGAAGGAAUCAAGAAUGGCCGGAGUGAAGGAAGUACAAUCAAAAGGGGAGCUUGACAAGAUAGUGGGCGAUGGAUCACCAGUAAUUUUGCACUUUUGGGCAUCAUGGUGUGAAGCUUCUAAGCACAUGGAUCAAGUCUUUUCUCACCUUUCUACUGAUUUCCCACAUGCCCAUUUUCUCAGAGUUGAAGCUGAAGAACAGCCUGAGAUAUCUGAGCUGCACUCUGUUUCUGCUGUUCCUUACUUUGUCUUCUUCAAGGAAGGUAUGACUGUUGAUACAUUGGAAGGGGCCGAUCCUUCUAGUUUGGCUAACAAGGUUGCCAAAAUUGCUGGGUCAAUCACUCCUGGGGAUCCUGCCGCUCCUGCUAGCCUAGGAAUGGCUGCAGGUGCCACUGUUCUUGAAGCAGUUCAGGAAUUAGCUAGAGAAAAUGGUGGCACCCUUCAAGGGUCAAGUUCCGGUCUUGAUGAUCGCCUAACAAAGCGACUUCAGCAGCUGGUUGCUUCUCAUCCAGUUUUGCUUUUCAUGAAAGGGACUCCUGACGCACCCCAGUGUGGUUUUAGUCAGAAAGUAGUUGAUAUUUUGAAGAAAGAGAAGGUCAAAUUUGGAAGUUUUGAUAUUCUGACGGACAAUGAAGUCCGCGAGGGGCUGAAGAAAUUUUCCAAUUGGCCAACGUAUCCUCAACUGUACUGCAAGGGUGAACUUCUUGGUGGUUGUGAUAUUGUUAUAACUAUGCAUGAGAGUGGUGAACUUACAGAAGUUUUCAAGGAUCACGGGGUUGGGAUCUCUGAUUCUCGUGAAGCUAAACCAAAUGAAACUGCUGGUGGAAAGGGUGGCAUCGCUCAACCAUCUGGUUUGAGUGAUGUCCUGACUACUCGUCUUUCAGGUCUAAUCAAUUCUAGCCCAGUUAUGCUCUUUAUGAAAGGAACAACCAAUGAACCCCGGUGUGGGUUCAGCAGAAAGGUGGUGGAAAUUCUUAAACAGGAGAAAGUAGAGUUUGAGAGUUUUGACAUUCUUACUGAUGAUGAAGUCCGUCAAGGCCUGAAAGUUUACUCCAACUGGUCUAGUUAUCCGCAGCUAUACAUAAAGGGUGAACUUAUUGGCGGAUCAGACAUAGUACUGGAGAUGCAAAAAAGCGGUGAGUUUAGGAAGGUUCUAACUGAGAAGGGGAUACAUCGGAAAGAGAGUCUUGAAGACCGUUUAAAGAAUCUAUUAAAUUCCUCACCUGUAAUGCUCUUUAUGAAGGGUACACCAGAUUCACCGAGGUGUGGUUUCAGCUCCAAGGUGGUAAACGCCUUGAAGGAGGAAGGGGUUGAUUUUGGAUCCUUUGACAUUCUUUCCGAUGAAGAAGUGAGGCAGGGAUUGAAGACCUUCUCCAACUGGCCAACUUAUCCGCAGCUGUAUUACAAAGGUGAACUUGUAGGAGGAUGUGAUAUUGUGCUGGAAUUACAUAGCGCGGGUGAACUGAAGUCAACAUUAUCUGAAUAGAAGAACCGCGCAAAUCAGACAUAACAUGUUAGCCGUGGCCUUACACUUUGUGACGAUAUGAUUUGGUGGUGUCUGAACUGUCAGAAAGUAUGUAUGGUCUUUUAACAAGAAUUCCAUGUUGCAGAUUUACACUUUUAGAGGUGUUUACUGUUGCUUUUUAUUUAUGUGAGUCUCAGUUUGAUCUUCAUUCAGAAUGUGUUGCCAGUCGUGAAUUAUAUAUGCUUCUGUAGAGACCUCAUUUUUCUU